GCUCCCCGCUGUCGUCUCCUCUCCAUGGCCAGCGCGGGGCUGCAGCUGGUGGGCUACUUCAUGGCUCUGGCCGGCUUCGUGGGCUCCAUCUGCUCGUCGGCGCUGCCCCAGUGGAAGCAGAGCUCGUACGCCGGGGACGCCAUCAUCACGGCCGUCGGGCUGUACGAGGGCCUCUGGAUGAGUUGCGCCUCGCAGAGCACCGGGCAGGUCCAGUGCAAGCUCCACGAGUCGCUGCUCUCGCUCGACGUUCAUAUCCAGACUUCCCGGGCACUCAUGGUGGUCUCCAUCCUCCUGGGCUUCGUGGGGGCUGUUGUCAGCGUGAUCGGAAUGAAAUGCACCAAAGUCGGAGACGAGAAUCCCGUGGUGAAAAGCUGGAUCGCUGUGUUGGGGGGUGUCUUCUUCCUACUAGCAGGUCUGUGCACUAUGACAGCUGUUUCGUGGUAUGCAGCACGGGUGACAUACGAGUUUUUCAAUCCCAGCACGCCGGUUAAUGCCAGGUAUGAAUUUGGACCUGCUCUCUUUGUGGGGUGGUCAGCAGGCAGCCUGACUGUGCUGGGAGGAGCCUUCCUGUCCUGCUCCUGCCCCAAACCGGAAGAGAGAGGGCAGCAGUACUACCGGCAGUCGCAGCCUUCCACGGCUAGAGAAUUCAUGCACAAGAAGGGAUUUGGAACGUCUCCCCCACCCACAGCUCUGCAAAAUGGCAUCACAGAUGGGCCCGUGUGAGCGGUGGGAAGGGGGUCCCAACCUCGUGAUAUGUUUCCCACCCACCUGCUGUGUAUCUGCGGGGGCUUGAAACUAACAGCCCUCUUUUUAUUUCCCCUUCAUUUUUCAGGCCCCCUGUAAAAAGGGGAGAUCAGUCCGUGUAAUGCCUUCGGGGGGAAGAGAGAGACAUGGUUCUGGGCCUGAGCUUUUCAAUCCAAGAGACCAAAGUGACUAUAGCGAUGACAUUAAAAAAAAAAAA
Lacerta agilis (Sand lizard) is the source of this 961-nucleotide messenger RNA. RefSeq names its product claudin 19 (gene CLDN19). Gene Ontology annotation, biological process: bicellular tight junction assembly; cell adhesion. Lineage: Eukaryota; Metazoa; Chordata; Lepidosauria; Squamata; Lacertidae. Gene Ontology annotation, molecular function: structural molecule activity. The transcript has 5 exons. The record is from RefSeq and is a predicted model, not a curated record. The coding region runs from base 25 to 723 and encodes 232 amino acids. Gene Ontology annotation, cellular component: bicellular tight junction; plasma membrane.